Molecule: messenger RNA, 1143 nt
Organism: Fulvia fulva
Lineage: Eukaryota; Fungi; Ascomycota; Dothideomycetes; Mycosphaerellales; Mycosphaerellaceae
Exons: 1
Coding region: 1-1143 (380 amino acids)
Source: RefSeq, a predicted model, not a curated record
AUGUCUGACUCUCAAAGCGACUCGCCCGGCAUCACUAGCGCUCCUAUCAGCUCGAAGAAACGCAAAGCAAGUAUACACUCUUCCAGUGGCUCCUCCUGUGGUUCGUCGAUUGCAGGAAGCAACAAGUCAAGCCGCAACCCUCGGAAGCGUCGACGCUCACCGAAGACGGUCAGCCGUGCUGCCUCUAUCAGCGAUGGCGACAUCAACAACACCUCGGACUUAUCUCUUGAUCAGGUGUCCGGCAGUCGCGAUGGAGGACUGAACGAGCCGACCAAGCGAAGAAUCUGGCUGAACGAGAACGACAAGCCUGUAUACUUUCGAUUCCUGGAUCUCCCAGGAGAGAUCCGCAAUGAGAUCUACGACUACGGUCUCGUCCCUGGUAGCGUCAUUAGCCUCCGCACGACAGCUGAUCACAUACCAAGCGGUGUGGUUUCACGUCAAGAUCUAAGCAUGACCUUGGUCAAUCGCCAGACUCACCUUGAGGUCGAGACAUACUACGCCACUAACGUGUUCAUCGCCAACAUCAACUUGGAUCCAGCAGCAGACCGUCUCAUCCCCGCGCGUCAUCUGUCUGAUGAAAACAUGUCGAAGAUUCGCAAGCUCGUCCUGAACGUCGACCUAAUCACUGUCGAUGCCACAGACACCCCCGAAAGCCUGAUUGAUACCGUCGACUUCGAAACUCUCGAGCACCUCAACACGCUUACGAACCUCACCAUCUGCGCCACCGCAUUUCUUGAGGACAUCUACAAUGGCCGCGCCCAACAGCUCCUGGAGGUCGUCAUUGGCCAGAUCAUACAGUACAUUCCUCCUCUUUGCACGGUCAGCUAUGGAUCCUCAAAUCAGGAGACUCAGGACCACAUCGGUGAUCUCCUACGCAAACAUCUCGCUAGUGUUACCGGCUUCACCUUCGCCUGGCCAUACCGCGUCCAUAGCCACGUCCUCCACGCCGCCGCCGCAGCAGUCACGGCGAAUCAGCAGAUCGUCCAAGGCGCGAAGAACCUCGCGUACGAAGCGAAGCAGGACGCGGACUGGCAUCAGAGUAUGGAGGAAGCCGAGAAGCGUAUCGAGAAACUGGAGGAACAGGCCAAGGCUGAGGAGCAGGAGGUCAAAAGGCUGGAAGCGCAAAGCGAUGGAUCCCAGUAA